This is a messenger RNA of Neoarius graeffei (lesser salmon catfish), 5169 nucleotides long. It is a transcript of the gene samd8a, whose product is annotated as sterile alpha motif domain containing 8. Gene Ontology annotation, molecular function: protein binding; ceramide cholinephosphotransferase activity; sphingomyelin synthase activity. The coding region runs from base 579 to 1793 and encodes 404 amino acids. The transcript has 7 exons. Gene Ontology annotation, cellular component: Golgi membrane; endoplasmic reticulum membrane. The record is from RefSeq and is a predicted model, not a curated record. Gene Ontology annotation, biological process: ceramide biosynthetic process. Lineage: Eukaryota; Metazoa; Chordata; Actinopteri; Siluriformes; Ariidae.
UGACACAAAGCGGAGUGUUGAAGUGAAGUGUGGCGAUGGAGAACGCAAUGGAAAAGAUACAUCUUCAGAAAUAACGGAAGGAAAACAAAUAUCUGUAAUAACAAUGAAAGCUCGGAGGUAAUCAACGCGCACCUGUGACUACUGUUCACUCCUAUUGUGCCACGCCCUCCGUUCUGCACACAUCCUUGAUUACGACGGUUCCGAUCAAAACUAGUUCAGAUGAAAAUAUGGGCUGCUUCACUACCAGGCACCAAGGUUCAAAGAAUCCUGAACGGAACUGGUUUCAGAACCCAUCGCCUGCUGGUGUGAAGGGGAACAUUCUGAGUCUCUGAGAUGUUUGGAGCAGUGAUGGAGUCAGGAUCAGGGUUGGGAACAACUUGGUAGAGUUUAGUGCACUCUGGCAACCUGAAGACACAGAAGAACACACACACACACACACACACCCAGGAAGCAGUGAGAAUAGGUGUGAAACUCACUAUCACAGUGUGUGUUGAGGUCAGUCAGACUGCGAUGAGUCCUGAAGCUCCUCUGAAGCUCCUCUGAACUCAGCAGACCUGAGGUGAGCAUAGUGCAGCGUGAUGGCGGGGAACGUGCGCUCCUGGACGGUGAAGCACGUGGGCCGCUGGCUGCGUGAUGAGGGCUUCAGCGACUACGUGGAGCUGCUGUGUAAUAAACACCGCCUGGACGGCACCAGCCUGCUCACGCUGACUGAGUUUGACCUGCGCUCGCCGCCGCUCGAGCUCAAAGUGCUCGGAGACAUCAAGAGGCUCAUGCUGUGUGUUCGCAAGCUACAGAAACAAAACGCCAACGUGCUGGAGGAGCUCGGCUUCGGCCAGGACACACACUCCCCACAGGGGGGCACUGGGGUGGAGUGGCUGUGUAACGGGGACUCUGUGCGGAACCGGGACAGCGUGAGCGACGUUCUCGGAGGUGAACAGUUCUACAGUAACGGAAAACACAAACAGCAGAAUCGGCGUUUGGACCCGGAGUACUGGAAAACAACGCUCAGCUCCGUCUACGUCACACUCGUCUUCGGCUUCACCUCCUUCGUCAUGGUGAUCGUUCACGAGCGUGUACCUGACAUGCGCACCUACCCUCCACUGCCCGACAUCUUCCUGGACAGUGUACCCAGAAUCCCCUGGGCCUUCGCCAUGGCUGAGGCGUGUGGAGUCGUCCUGUGUAGCGUCUGGCUACUCGUACUGCUGCUACACAAACACAGGUCUAUCUUGGUGAGGAGGAUGUGUAGUCUGAUGGGAACAGUGUUCAUGCUGCGCUGUGUCACAAUGUUUGUCACCUCACUGUCAGUACCAGGACAACACCUGCAGUGUACCGGCAAGGUGUAUGGUGACGUGUGGGCAAAGCUGCGGAGAGCGGUGGCGAUAUGGAGUGGGUUCGGGAUGACUCUGACUGGAGUUCACACCUGUGGUGAUUAUAUGUUCAGUGGACACACCGUCGUCCUCACCAUGCUCAACUUCUUCGUCACUGAGUACACUCCCCGGAGCUGGAACUUCAUCCACACUCUGUCGUGGGUGUUGAAUCUUUUCGGGAUCUUCUUCAUCCUGGCAGCUCACGAGCAUUACUCCAUCGACGUCUUCAUCGCGUUCUACAUCACCACGCGUCUCUUCCUGUAUUACCACACCCUCGCUAACACGCGUGCCUACCAGCACAGCCGCCGUGCCCGCAUCUGGUUCCCCAUGUUCUCCUUCUUCGAGUGCAACGUCAACGGCCCCGUCCCUAAUGAGUACUGCUGGCCCUUCUCCAGACCCGCCCUGCUCAGGAGACUCAUCCGAUAGCACACACACACACACACACACACACACACACACACGUGCGCAGUGUGUAAAUAGUGAUGAUGUACAUAAGACACUGAAACUGUGUUUACAAGCUCGUCUGCAUUCUGUCCCAAACCACACGCCAUGUUCACCAUGUAGGCUACAGACUCACCACUAUCAGUACACUGUGGGCGUGUCUCAAACCACACGCUCUAUUUACGACACUAUGGGUACACUGUGGGCGUGUCUCAAACCACACACACUAUUUACUACACCACUAUCAGUACACUGUGGGCGUGUCUCAAACCACAUGCUCUAUUUACAACACUAUGGGUACACUGUGGGCGUGUCUCAAACCACACACACUAUUUACUACACCACUAUCAGUACACUGUGGGCGUGUCUCAAACCACACGCUCUUUUCACCAUAUAGUCCAUUAAGUCACUCCCCCUGUGGGUUCGUAUUCUAAAGCCCGUACUGGUUUAGUUUGUGCUGCAUGCCUUUUUUUUUCCAGAUUGCUCAGGAUUAAAGGUGCAGUAAGAAUAAUUAUGUACAGUGUAUAAUAAUUGCUUAAACUAGAAGAAAUAUUAAAGCUGCGCUCAGCAGCUCGGCGUGAUGACGUCAGUUUUGUGUCCAAAACUUUGAGUUUGUGGUGACAGUUUAACAAAAUUCCAAGACCAAUCAAAAUAAUAAUAAUAAUUAAAACAUAAAUACAGAAAGUAAUCCAAAACUAUAAUGGUCCAUGACGAAACGGAGGGGUCACUGCAGCUUUAAUCCGUUUCAGGAGGGAGGAGUUUCAGACGCGUCGUUCUUUAAUAAGUAAAAAUGUAUAAUUGUUGGAAUAUUGCUGCGGUACAGGAGGAAUAAAGCACUGUGGGACCUGCUGUUUAAGGAAAAUCAUCAACUGUGGGGUGGAAAAAAUAACUCCACUGCAUCCGGUCGCGUCACACCACACCGUCUGGGAUUAUUUUCCUUUAUCAGCACGGCACCAAGUGUUUUAUUCCUUACUUAAUAAAUCUACACUCCCUGGCCACUUUAAUAGGAACGUGUUGUUGGUUCUAAGAUCGCUGUUCUUGGCUGCAGGAGUGGAACCCAGUGUGUUCUUCUUUCUGCUGUUGCAUGCUGAGAUGCUUUUCUGCUCACCACGGUUGUAAAGAGUGAUUAUAUGAGUUACUAUAUCCUUCCUGGAAAAAAAGCUCAAACCAAUCUGUCCAUUUCCCUCUGACCCUCUCUUAUCAACAAGGCGUUUGUUUCCACCCACAGAACUGUCGCUCACUCACUCGAUGGUGUUUUUUGUUUUCCGCACCAUUCUGUGUAAACUCUAGAGACUGUUGUGUGUGAAAACCCCAGGAGGAGAUCAGCAGCUUCUGAAAUACUCAAACCUCACACUCAUCUGGCUCAAACCAACACCCAUACCACAGUGAAAGAAAGAAAGAAAGUCACACUUCACUGUGAGAUCACAGUUUUCCCAUUCGGAUGUUUGAACAUUGUGAACAUUAACUGAAGCUCCUGAUUUGUAUCUGCGGGAUUUGAUGUCGAGCGAGCGGCUGAUUUAGAGAACUGCACAAAACAGAACAGCAGGAGGAUGGAUGGGUGUUCUUAAUAAAGUGGCCGGUGAGUGUAGAACUAAAUAUUUCCAAAAGAAAGGUUCAGAAAUAUUUUUGAGAUAAAAGCAUUAACACAUAAUAAUAACAGUAACAGUCCUACUUAUUUGUUUGAGUUAUAAAAUGAAUCAUGUGAAUUUACCGUUCUACUGAUUUUAUUUUUCUGGACUCGGACGCAGCGGUUUACAUGUUGAAUAUUGUACUGAUUGCACCUUUAAUAGAAGCUGUAACUCGCAGUGAGAGUUCAGCUUCCGCUCUUUAAUGUAAAUGUGUAUAAAUAAGAACAAACUUCCUAAAGCAAUAUGAAACAAUGCUUCCUCGACUAGUUUACACUUUCACACUCGGCUGAGGGUCGUUUUUAUUGCCAUGCGUGUCAUUUGUGCAAAAAAAAACCACCACAGCAGUGUUCGUUUUUUCAUUUUAAAGUCGCAGAAAGGUUUUUGUUUAUUUUUUUUUCUUGGUUACAAAAAUACUAAAUUCACCUUCGAUUGAUGAUAAAAUCGUGACUCGUGAAUGAUUUUCCUGAGUUCACAUCGGCAGAAACUGCCACGUCAGAACACUUCAGCACAAACAGAGCCUCAGAAAUAAAUCUGACACGAUGAGAAACAAACAUAGAUAGAUAGAUAGAUAGAUAGAUAGAUAGAUAGAUAGAUAGAUAGAUAGAUAGAUAGAUGAAUGCUUUCUUUGCUGAUAUUUGUAGUUUUAGAGCCGGGACUGUGUUCAACAUCUCAUUUUCAAGUAGAAUUAAUUAUUAUUUUUAAUUCUUAAAAAUGCAAAAUGUAUUCAGGCAACAUACACAGACCAAAAAUGCUCUUUGGUGUUUAUUAUGAAUUUUUCCUUUUUUCUUUCUUUUUUCUUUUUUUUUUAAAGCUGGGUGACCAAAUGUAUGUAAACUAAUAGUAUUGCAUGUCUUUUUUUUUUUUUUUAAUUUAUAUACAUUUUCUCGCUUUGCUGUCAUCAAACUUGGGUGAAAAUGAAAAUUUGCCAAAAUGUGGGAAAAAGAGAGGUGAAUUUUUGUCUAAAUUUUCAUCGCAGGUGCCCAUAGCGCGCUAUUUCAUGUUUAAAACGUUAUGUGAAUACUUAUGGUUGUGUUUAUUUCAUAGAGUUUACUAAUGUUUACAUCUUGACUAAAUAUCUCGCUCUCAAUAUCUUUAUUGUUCAAGUUGUUUUCAGGAAGUAAUUAAUCUCGUCAUCAUGUCUUGCGAUAACGUGCCAUCGUCCCCUCACAGUUCUCAUUGUUUAUAACGAACAGAACGGUUGAGUUUCAGUUCCACAGCACGCCAUCUUUCGCAGUGAUUCAGCCUGGGUGUCUUUACUUUCGCACCUUUUUCAGUAAAAUGGUAGCUUUUUACAAUGUGGUUCUGAUCCUAGAACUUAAUAAGUGAUGUGUUUGUAGUAAUUAAUUUGGUUUCAUUCGCCAAAUCUUGUUCAUCUGACACUUUUGUCCUGCAUGAGUCUUUUCUGUGCUUGUAAAUAUGUACGUAAUGAUCAAAUAAUUGUCAUAAAAAUAAAUAAGCAGCCACUGCUAAGUAUUAACUAGGGUUUUUUAAUAAUGAUUAAAGAGAUCAAGGGUUUCUAUGUAUUAACAAUCUGUAUUAUUUAUAAGGAGUGUUUGUGAUCCAGGGAUGACGGGACAAUCAUUUAUCCAUCGUUUAUUUAGAGCUGGUAAAGAUGGUCUCCCAGUUUGACCAGCUCCACCUGUGUUUUGUUUCUGGUAGUGAUGUUAAGCGUGAAGCUGAAUCUCUGAGGGAUAUGUGGCAAAUAAAACAACAUACUGUAUUCUGAAGCACAA